Endocarpon pusillum Z07020 is the source of this 822-nucleotide messenger RNA. RefSeq lists its product as uncharacterized. NCBI's taxonomy places the organism in Eukaryota, Fungi, Ascomycota, Eurotiomycetes, Verrucariales, Verrucariaceae. The coding region runs from base 1 to 822 and encodes 273 amino acids. The record is from RefSeq and is a predicted model, not a curated record. The transcript has a single exon.
AUGGCAGUCGUCGAGCAAGUCAAGAAGUUGACCAGCCAAGGUACCACCAUGGCAGUCGUCGAGCAAGUUAAGAAAGAAUACGACAACUGCGCUGUCAACUACAAUGACUACAGCUCACUCCCCUUCGGGCAGCUCGAGUCUCAACUCAUCAAGAUCGCACUGGGCGAUUGCGCCGGCCUCACAGUCCUCGACCUGGGUGGCGGCACCGGCCGGUAUGCCCUCGAAGCCAUAGACUUGGGAGCAGCCAUUGUGGACGUCGUCGACAUCUCCCCCGGAAUGCUUAAGAUUGGCCAUGAGAUCGAGAAAUCUCUCAGCCGCGAAAACACCAUCCGCUACUUCGAAGCAGACGUCUCCAAGCCCCUCUCCCACCUCCCACUACAUGAAAACGGCUACGAUGUGGUGAUGGCGAACUGGAUCUUCAGUCAUGCGGAUUCCAUGGAGGUGCUGGAAGGCAUGUUUCGUAAUGUCGUCGGCUACCUUAAGCCCGGCGGUCGGUUCGUCGGCGUGCGCGACUCAAAUCCAACCAGUCCGGCGAUUUUGAACGCUAAGUAUGGAGCCAUGUAUAAAUGGGUGAAAAAGAUCCCGGGCGGGGUGAAGUUCCUGGUUAUGCUCUCCUGCACGCCACCAAUCGAGUUUGAGGGCGCGGCACUGGAGAUUAUAUAUUCGGGGUCGACGGAGAUGCAUGAGAGGUUUGGUUUGACUGAUGUUGAGGUCGUGCCGUAUGAGAGUACUGAGGUGGUACAAAAGGAUCCGGAGUUUUGGAAACUAUUUCUGGAGCGGCCCAAUUUGGCUGUCGUUAAGGCUUCAAAGAAGAUGGAAUAG